GCACCCGCGGCCGCGCUCCCUCCUGCCCGCCCGGCUCCGCACCCGCGGCCGGCUCCGCCGCGCCCCGCGGGAAGGUUAUGAAGGAAGAAUGGAGUUUCCAGACCAUAGCCGCCAGUUGCUGCAGUGUCUGAGUCAGCAGCGUCACCAGGGCUUCCUGUGUGACUGUACUGUUUUAGUUGGAGAAGCUCAAUUCAGAGCUCACAGAGCCGUUCUUGCCUCUUGCAGUAUGUACUUCCAUCUUUUCUACAGGGACCAGUUAGACAAAAGGGAUAUUGUGCAUCUGAACAGUGACAUUGUCACAGCCCCUGCCUUCAGCCUGCUGCUCGAAUUCAUGUACGAGGGAAAGCUGGAAUUCAACAGUCUCCCAGUUGAAGAUGUGCUGGCAGCAGCUAGCUACCUUCACAUGUAUGACAUUGUGAAAGUCUGCAAGGGCAAGUUGAAAGAUAAAGAAUUAUGCUCGGAAGAGAAGAUUAAUGAUGAGGCGACUAGUUUGGAGAAAGCAGAGCAUUUUCUAGAUGCUGGAGUGCCCCUGGUCCACGAGUUUGACCCAGGAAACAAACAAAAAUUCAGCGUUGCAGAAUACGAGAGAGCAGCAGGCAAAGAAAAGGUCAGCAGUCACCCCGCCUGGCCCUCUGAUCAUAUAAGUGUCAGCUCUGUGCCGACAGAGGCAGAACCGUGCGCCGCAGCAGCUGGAAAAACAAAGGCUAAUGUCAAUAGUUCCACAGGACCUUUGUCCCAAAGGUCUGUUAACCAUCCCCUGGCCUCGAGUGAUGUGGACUGUGCGCUGGAUUUGUCUUUCAAGCCUGUGCCGGGGAGAGAUUCCUUACACCCCUCCUAUGUCUUUGGACAGCUGGCUUCCGACAGCCAGCAGCAGGGUACCGAGCCACUUGUUAAAGAUGAACAAGACUUGCUGUCAGAUCAGGAGGACAGCGAAGCCAGGAGUCCGGAGAGUCAGCAUUUUGGGAAUUCAGCCAAAAGCCUAGUGACAGGGUUAGGACACAUGUUCGCGGGGAAUGGCAGCUCUCAUGCCCGAGAGGAGGAUAUAGAUCAAGAGCGAGAUGAGAGUGAGGACGACAUGGAUUCCUCAGACAUCUCCUCGGGUGUCCUCGUGCCUCCUGGGCAUAUCUGCAUUUGUCCCCUCUGUAGCAAGGUGUUCCCGAGCCCGCACAUCCUUCAGCUGCACCUGAGCUCUCACUUCCGUGACAAGGAUGGCUCCCGGACCCGCCUGUCCCCUGAUGGGUCAGUCCCCACUUGUACCCUCUGUGGAAAGACUUUUUCUUGCAUGUACACCUUAAAGAGGCACGAGAGGACUCACUCGGGGGAAAAGCCCUACACCUGUGGCCAGUGCGGAAAGAGCUUCCAGUAUUCCCACAACCUCAGCCGCCACGCAGUUGUGCACACCAGGGAGAAGCCCCACGGGUGCAAGUGGUGCGAGAGACGGUUCACGCAGUCUGGGGAUUUGUACAGACAUAUCCGCAAAUUUCAUUGUGGCCUUGUAAAGUCCUUGGUUGUUUGAGACAUAUGUUUUGGGUUUUUUUUUUUUUUUUUUUUUUAAUAGUUUCUUCCUCCGCCUCCCUCCCCCCCCCUUUAAAACAGGAAAAAAAAGGCAGCAUCUGAAUUGUAAUUCCCC
This is a messenger RNA of Pogoniulus pusillus (Red-fronted tinkerbird), 1630 nucleotides long. RefSeq names its product zinc finger and BTB domain containing 42 (gene ZBTB42). The transcript has 2 exons. The coding region runs from base 89 to 1516 and encodes 475 amino acids. Gene Ontology annotation, cellular component: nucleus. Gene Ontology annotation, molecular function: protein binding; DNA-binding transcription factor activity, RNA polymerase II-specific. The record is from RefSeq and is a predicted model, not a curated record. Gene Ontology annotation, biological process: regulation of transcription by RNA polymerase II. Lineage: Eukaryota; Metazoa; Chordata; Aves; Piciformes; Lybiidae.